Australozyma saopauloensis is the source of this 2163-nucleotide messenger RNA. RefSeq names its product phosphopantothenoylcysteine decarboxylase complex subunit. Gene Ontology annotation, biological process: coenzyme A biosynthetic process. Lineage: Eukaryota; Fungi; Ascomycota; Pichiomycetes; Serinales; Metschnikowiaceae. The transcript has a single exon. Gene Ontology annotation, molecular function: phosphopantothenoylcysteine decarboxylase activity; FMN binding. Bases 1 to 2163 code for a protein of 720 amino acids. The record is from RefSeq and is a predicted model, not a curated record. Gene Ontology annotation, cellular component: phosphopantothenoylcysteine decarboxylase complex.
AUGUCUCAACAUCAAAAGUCACCCGAAAAGCAACCACAACCACAAGAGGCUCCCAAAGACCGUGAGCCCGUGUAUGUUGCAAGUAAUCUAGUUAAUAGCCUCAAGACCACGCCCGAGGAGGGCCCCACAGCUCGUUAUUCAGAUGUUCCACCGCAUUUGCUUGAUCCUCAUUUGAAGUUGAAAACCGGUCCUAUCAGGCCACUUCCGGCUGUCAUGUCGCCGCUCCUGCCUCACCUGUCGACCGGCAAUCUGUCGCAACAGUUGGCGCCCACUUUGCGCCUUAAUCUGGACUUGUCGAAGGAGUUCGGCUUGGCAGGCCCUGCCUCCGCCUCAGGAUCGUUGUCUCUGACACCAAAGCCUGGCCUUUCGUCCGCCAACUCGGAGCUGAGGACAUGGGGCCAUUCCGUGUCCUUCUGCGAGACUGAUCUGCAAGACAGAAGUCGGAGAUUCACUAUCUCAGCGCAUCCCCUGUCUGUUCAUUUGGCCGGGCCAGUGAGACUGAACUCGAUCCAACAGAUUCCUCAAAGAAAAGUUUCGUAUACGGAAAAUUCUGCCGAGAUGCACAAUGUUGUACCUAGUAACGCACCUUUCGCAGCUAACAGGUCCACUGAGGCUCCGUUCCUGAUGAACUACAUCUCAAAUAGGGCCACAUCACCUACAGCAAUGGAUCCAGUUCUGAGACCUCCUGUUAGUUACUCUCCUUCACCCAUGCCCUCCAGAAAUAAUUCUGGUCUCCAUAUUGUCUCUGGUCUCUCCACUCUGAAGGUGCCAAACAACAACUUAGCCAGUCAAUUGAGUGGCUUGAACAUCGUAACAUCGCAAAGUAGAGAGUCCAUCUCGUCAAGGAGGGGUUCUAGACAGGGAUCGGAAGGUGUUGUCACGCCAAUUUCGAUUCUGCGGAAGAACUCUUUGACCAAGAAGUCCAAUAAGACCUUGGUGCUGUCUCCAACCGGGCCUCCUGUACCUUUUCAACAGUUUUUGACAAAGGAGGACGACAAAAAAAUUCAUAUUUUGUUGGCCUGUACUGGAAGUGUUGCUACCAUUAAGGUGCCUAUGAUCAUCGAUAAGCUUUUUCAACUCUUUGGCCCCAACAAGAUCUCCGUCCAAUUAGUUGCCACCAAAUAUGCAUGUCAUUUUUUGAAGGGCUUGAAAAUCCACAAAGAUGUUAAAAUAUGGAGAGAUGAAGAUGUUUGGACAAACUUAAGGGAAUGGGACGCCAACGCAAACACAACCACCACUCCCACCACUACAAGCGAUCCGUUGUCAAAGAAGCAGAAAACUCCGUAUGACAAGUUACUUCUAAACAACGAACUCCGGAAGUGGGCUGAUAUCAUGUUAAUUGCUCCUCUUAGUGCCAACACACUAGCGAAAAUGGCCAACGGUCUUUCAGAUAACCUCUUAACAUCUAUUGUGAGAACAUGGGGACCUACCGGAGGCUGUGGUCCAAAUUGUGCGAAAAAGCCUGUUCUAGUGGCUCCAGCGAUGAAUACAUACAUGUACACCCAUCCUCUUACAAGCAAGCACUUGAAAAUCUUGAGUCUGACAGAAGAAGGGUUUGGUAUGGAGAUUUUGAAGCCUGUUGAAAAGGUGUUAGUUUGCGGAGAUAUUGGCAUGGGAGGAAUGCGCGAAUGGCUGGACAUUGUUGACCAAUUAAGGCGUAAAAUCAAGACUCUCGUAGCAGAGAAAGCGGCAUUGAUGGGCUCCUCAAUCAGUGAAGAUGUCGUUGAGGAGAAAGAAGAGAACGAAGAUGAUGACGACGAUGAGAAUGACGAGAACGAAGAUGACGAAGAAGAUGAUGAUGAUGACGACGACGAUGACGAUGACGAUGAUGACGAUGAUGACGACGACGACGAUGAUGAUAACGAAGUCAAUAACGAUGACGACGUUAAUGAAUCAAUGGAACAAAACGUCAACCCUACGGCAGCGCGUUUUGUGAAGAAUGAUUCUGCCGCCAAGCCUACCCAAACUGGAAUGGACUUGCCCUUCGAUAGCGACAAACAAAGAGCACCAAUGUCUCGCUCAGUUUCGAUACUAAGUCUGAACAAGGUUAAGCGCCCAGAAGCUGGUGAGGGUUUGCUAUUCGAGUUUACGGAAGACCGGCCGUCCGGAAUGGCCACCGUCAGCAGUGGCCCAUUAUCUUCUGAAGUCCAAUCAAUCAUUUAA